Saccostrea echinata is the source of this 479-nucleotide messenger RNA. RefSeq lists its product as uncharacterized. The record is from RefSeq and is a predicted model, not a curated record. Lineage: Eukaryota; Metazoa; Mollusca; Bivalvia; Ostreida; Ostreidae. The transcript has 3 exons. Bases 49 to 444 code for a protein of 131 amino acids.
AAAGUUACCUUCUUCGAUUUCUCUUCCACUAAGUUAGUACAGAAGAAAAUGAGAGGAGUACUUAUUUGUCUGGGUGUCGCUUGUACUUUGAGUGUGGCAUGGGCCGCUACACACUGCAUGACUAAUGCUGAAUGCGGAAGCGACGAAUGCUGUUUUAAACAUGAUGGACCAUAUUUGGUCAGUAAGAGAAAACGUGCCUCCGGAGAUCUCCUUGGUCCUGUCAUGCACAUGUCCAGUGGUGUGUGUGAGAAAUUUAAAUUAGAAGGAGACCACUGUUCCUGGCUAGACACCGCUAAUGGUCACUGUGGGUGCCAGCCUGGACUUCAAUGCCGCUUCGUACAAGAUCCCUCUAAAGUCCUCGAUCCGUUUUUAUUGUCCAAACGUGGAGGUGUACCCGGCACUGUACAGUGUGCCCAACCCUUAAUCACGACAAUGUUACCAUGAGCAAAACAUAAAUCAUUAAAGCAAAUGGAUUUUUA